CUCCGUCGGUGUCGUUCCGUUCUGUACCUGACAGCUCGCUGCGAGACAUGCACAGAACCGAGGUCCGGGCUCCGCGCUGGCUGCGAUAAAAGACGAGGUUCGUGCGCGCGUGGGUUCCGGGAGCGCGGCGUGGACAGUGAGCGGCUGUUCGUCCUGCUGAGCCUCCUGCUUCGCGCAGACCGCGCCAUGGAGCGCUCCUGAUCCCGGCAGGGCGCCUGGAACAGCUCAGCCAUCCUUCCCUCGUCACGUCUCGGAUCUGUGUGGACGUUCGGAGGCCCGAUCAUGUCUGCGAGAGAGAAGGGGAUCCCGACCAAAGACAGCGUCAGCCUGCUGCCCUGUUUUUAUUUUGUAGAGCUGCCCAUCUUGGUGUCGUCUGUGGUCAGCCUGUACUUCCUGGAGUGGACGGAUGUAUUUAAGCCAGUCAAAUCUGGCUUCACCUGCCAUGACCGCAGCCUGAGUCUGCCCUACAUCGACCCCAACCAUGAAGUCAUUCCGCUCCUGAUGCUCCUCAGCCUCGCCUUCGCUGGACCUGCCAUCACGAUAAUGAUCGGAGAGGCCAUCUUGUUCUGCUGUCUGUCCCGGAAGAAGAGCGGCGCCGGGGCCGAGGCCAACAUCAACGCCGCCGGCUGCAACUUCAACUCUUUCAUUCGCAGAGCGGUCCGCUUCGUUGGUGUUCAUGCAUUCGGUCUUUGUGCCACGGCCCUGAUCACCGACAUCCUCCAACUGAUGACGGGCUACCCAACACCUUACUUCCUCACCGUCUGCAAACCAAACUACACCACGCUGAUCGUCAGCUGUGAGCAGAACCCCUACGUUAUGGAGGACAUCUGCUCAGGGGCCGACCCUGCAGCCAUCAACCAGGGCAGAAAAUCCUUCCCGUCGCAGCACGCCACCCUCGCAUCCUUCGGCGCUGUCUAUGUUUCGAUGUAUUUCAACAGCACGCUGACGGACUCAUCCAAGCUGCUCAAGCCCCUGCUGGUCUUCUCCUUCAUCAUCUGCGCCAUAAUCUGUGGUCUGACCAGGAUUAUUCAGUACAAGAACCACGCCGUCGACGUCUACCUGGGUUUCCUGCUUGGAGGAGCUAUCGCCGUCUACCUGGGGUUGUAUGCUGUUGGAAAUUUCCAGCCAAAUGAGGAGGCUGGCACCCCCCCUCCCACAAUGGUUCAUCGACCCCACUGCUCUUUGCCUCAUAUUAGCCAGGAGGCUGUUUUCCACCACUUGCAAAUGAAAGCCAACAUGGCCCGGGAGCCAGGCAUGCCCACCUCCCACUCCGAGGGCCUCCUCCACCGAGGGCUUCAGCAGCCGAGGCCCGAAGACAGCAUGAAGUGCUCCGGGGCAGAUGCGGAAGUGAUGUCCGCCAGCAGCUCCCACAGCAAAGAUGCUAUAAUGACCUUCAGCCACACGCUCCCACGAGUCCACACCCCCCAGGCCAUGGCGGCGUAUGAGGAAGCGGCCAGACGCCAUGCCGCAACCCUCCACCACGCCUCCAUGGAUUCUAGUCGAUCCAAGCAGCUCCUGUCUCAGUGGAAAAGCAAAAACAAUAACCACAAAUGUUCCUUGCAAGUCCCAGAUUCUUUCUCAUCCUCGAUAGACUCCUCAUCUGGCCAUUCCUCCCAGCAUCCCCACCACCACGGCAGCAUGGAGCUCAGAUCCAGCUCCGAGCCAUCAGCCAUGAGCCUGAGCGGAGGCUUCGAUGCUCCUGCGUACAUGUCUAAACUGGCAACAGGUGCCAGCACCACCCUGCCCAGUAACUGCAGCGGCAUCACCGGAGGAACCCGGAUAUCCAUGCAGUCCAGGCCUGGGUCCUCACAGCUGGUCCACAUACCCGAGGAGGCUCACGAGAGCUACAACACAACCUCCUCAAGCACCAUUGGAGCAGGGAGCGACGGGAUGUUGACAGUAAACAGCACAGUUCAGGCUAACUGGCAACGAGCAGCAGAGAAGACAACCGGCUGCAGGACUAACGAUAACGGACAGAACACCCAGCCACGAAUCAUGCAAGUCAUUGCCAUGUCCAAGCAGCAGGGCCUGCUGCAGACCCACUCCAAGAGCUUAGAUGAGAGCAGCAUAGGCUGCGGCACCACUGGCAGUUGCCAGGGCCCUGCUCGCUACCGGGCAUUAACUGAUCAAGAACCCAGCUGCACGACGGGGCCCAGUUCACUAGGCAGCACCACAGGUAGCAUUUCGGGCAGUACCGGAGCGAUCGUCAGAAUAGAGGCUCAUCCGGAAAACAACAGGCCCGUGAUCCAAGCUCCGUCCACAGAUGGAAGCGGGUCGUGGAGGUGGCGCUCUCUAGAUCAUGGCACCGGAGCAGGUGGAGGCCCAGGCACAAUCGGACCAGGAGGAGGAGGAGGAGGAGGUGGGAGCUUAAGGCAGUCGUUUGAGCUUAACGAUCUGAACCGAGAUUCUGAGAGUUCAGACUCGAUACGAGAAGGGUCGCUGGACAGGAAGCACGCCAACCACGUCGUUACCACCACUGCCACCAUCAGCAUCCCACCCAUAGUCACUGUCCACACCCAGAACACUAGCCAGUCCGAGCAGAGGCUUCAGCCUCAGGGCCAUUCCACCAUAAGGGUCACUCCUGGGGACGCUGGCGGUUCUGGAUCUGGAUCUGGAGGCGGAGGCAGAGGUGGAGAGAGCGCCUCAGAAGCCCCAUCAGUGACUUCUAGUCGUGAGUCCACCCUUCGGAGAAAAGGCAAUAAUAUCAUCCUGAUCCCAGAGAGAGCCAACAGCCCUGAUAACGCCCGGAAUAUAUUCUACAAGGGAACGUCCAUCACUCCUGUUUUCAAGGACUGAAGUAUGAGACGACUGCAGACUGAGUAGAUGUAGCGUGCAAUGCAACCAAGCUGGAUCUAUAUCCGUGCCAACUGUUAGUACUGAAUACCGCUGUACAUAUCAUGACGCCAAACAUGACAAGAAAAGAUUUUCUUCAGCAUGAGAUUUUUGUACGUGUUUACACUAAAGCACAACCUUUUCAGUGUUGUAGAAAUAAUCACUGUGUACUUCUGUGGUCACCCCCAAGGAAACCUAUUGUUACUAUUGCUGAUCCUGUGACGGAAUCUUUUCUAAAGAUGUUUUGGAUAUAAAUCAUGACACACACAAAAAAAAACUAAGUAGCACAGUGACGUUUAAACUGUAGCAAACUAAUGCAAAAUAAAUGUAUAGCUGUGAAUCCAGUGUUUACUUCCCUGCACUGUUUGUUAAAAGGGUGCUACACCAGAAAAGAAUAUUUCCUAUACAGAAAAAUGUAAAAUUUGAAUAGAUAAAGAUGGAAUUAUUUUACAAAGAGUGAUACAAUGAUGAUAUUAGUAUGUGACAGAGCUAUGUUUUCUAUUUGGUCUCUUUCUGUACAGAUGCCACAUACUCAACAGAAUACUGUUUUGAACCAUAAGUGUGCUUAGCAUUCCUUCUGUAGCUACGAAGUCAAAUAUGCUGUGACUUGCACUGAAACAUGUGUUUACUGUACAUUGUAUACUUUAAACCCUGACCUUAUCUUUCUACCUUGUACCGACAUGUCAUUCAUCUUCAUACCAUGCGAUGGAGAAGCUGAACUUUGGCAGGUACAGUAGCUGUGGACGUCUGCUGCUGCCAAACCUAAUAUUAGAGCAGUGAAGUAGUGUGGGGUUUUUACCGGAUCAGGUGGAAGAUCCAUCUCUUUAUCUCUUUAUCUGAUUUAAAAAGAUAAAAAAAGCAAAACAUACAAGUACUUGGAGACACGUCCUGGAGCAUAUCAAGCAGCCCAACUUAUGGGUAUUGUAGUAAAUAUUACGGAUCGUGUGUUUUACGUACUGUAGCUUAUCUCAAAGAUGCAGCUGCUUGUUGUAUUUGUGCCAAAGACUUCUUGGUCCAAGAUGCAGACUUGACUUCUUUCCUGUUAGGUUUGACAACUGAGGUGUGUCCAUUCCAUUGACACGUCCACACCCUUCUGUUUACUGUCUACCUAUGCCUGCCACUAACCUUUGACUGGAGAAGCUACUGUACACGGAUGAGUAGCAAAGUUCAGCUGAUAUGACUCAACUUUCUGAAAACCUCACAUGGGAGACGCACAUGCUGAAAGCAUCACUAUACCGGCCCCUUCUCCAGUCAGCCAUAAUAUUCCAGUCGCUGACAGGCUGCUGAUUGACAUUAUUCAUCCCAACACAGUGGCGCUCGUCAGCGAGUGGGACCUUCUAGGCAGCAGUUAAAGUUGAUGUGUUGGAUGCAGGAAGAAUAGUGCAUAUGUGAGCAGCUUUGUCAAGGGCGUGUGUCAGAGCACGCAUCACAGCCCACUGCAUGGGAGGUUGCCUCGCCCUGGAUAGGCCAGAUGCCAGCGCUGACCCCUGUCCACCACUAAAAGCCCCUACGGCGGGCGCGCGGUAAUGAUAGACGGUGGUCUGGUCUGACCAAUCCUUGUAAACGGCUGUGGGACUGAGGGAGGGCGGCAUCUGAGCGAUAUGGAUGUUAGAUUGACAGGAGCCAUAUUGAUUGUUGCAGAUCAGAGGCUCUAAGGGCAAUGUGCGCUUACAGGAAAUUAAUACACAACAGUGCAAAUAUUAUUCAGAAUGGUUUGGGAAACAUAGUGUGUUGAAGAUGUCAGCUUUUCUUCCUAAUUCGUCUAGAGGUUCAGGUAUCAGAAGACGUCAGGACGUUGAUGCUGGUGGCUUUGGGGUAUUUAAUACUGGGCCUGAUGCGUGGAAGGUUUGGGGUUAACGUGGUGUUAGUCGUAACUGCAUCGCAGAGAUAAUAGGUUUUACUAAAUAUUGCCGGAGCUUAGUGUGAAUCAGUAAACUGGGGCUCAAGCAGAAAAACAGGACCAACGUUCUUCCUCCACUCCUUUCUUCAUCUUCAAAGCAUUUGAGCUGAGUUUAGCAUUUGACCGCUCUGUACCACACUGUGUUCUCCUCAGUAGCCGAUUUGCUGAAACCUAAUUGUACACAGACAUUUUUCAGCAAGAUUACAAAUAUGGACUAUUGUUGUAAAGUUGUAUUACCUCAGUAAUAUUCCAAUGAUACAGUGUUUUUUUUAAAAUGAAAACCUUUUUAAUUCCACCGUGUGCACUGGAAGACGGCACCUUCCUUCGGUUCUGUGCUGUCGUUUUUUUUGUGCCAUAAAGUAACCAGCAGAUUUAAACUUCAGCGAAUAUAUGAAUAUCUGUGUCUCUUUUGUCUCUACAUGAACACGCACAGCGUGUGUCAAAUGUGGACUCUAGUUGUGUACAGUCAUUUACGCUCAGUGUUAAACAAGCACCGUCUGGAUAUAAAGUCUGUUUGACAGAAACACUAGAGAAUUGGCAUCGAAUAUAUUUUACUAGAGUGAGAACUGUGCCAAAGCUAGACUUUUUCAUAUGAAAUAAAAAUGUGAUCAUGAGAUGUAUGUAUGGUUUCCAGUAUUUGUAUACCGAGCCUGCAUUAUACUAUGAAGAUGACUUAUUCUGUGCUCCCAUAACAUUUGCAUGGUCACUUUCCUCACAAUACUUUUAUCAUAACUGUGCUUUUUUGUUUUUGCAUCGACAUAAAUGUUAGUAGAUCUGUUCUUUUUCUCUGUUGCAAAGUGAGAGUUAAUGACAAUCUGUUUUAUCCAAGUACUAGUGCCAGUGAUGAGUCGCCACUGCACAUGUGCGAACACGUGCCAGAUGGAUGCAGGUGGAUCCUCAAUAUGAAUUUGGGGGGGCGGGGCAUGUAAACUGUGACAAUUUGGUGUGAGUCUGUAAGUUUCAUGUGACAAGAUGUGGGUGUGUGUUAACUAUGAUAUCAUUUAAUUCAACAGUUGACACUUUGCUUUUGCAGUGCAACCCAACUAAAUAAAUUCAUUAUUGAACUAACA
Molecule: messenger RNA, 5802 nt
Organism: Betta splendens (Siamese fighting fish)
Lineage: Eukaryota; Metazoa; Chordata; Actinopteri; Anabantiformes; Osphronemidae
Gene: plppr4b
Product: phospholipid phosphatase-related protein type 4
Exons: 7
Coding region: 283-2796 (837 amino acids)
Biological process (GO): phospholipid dephosphorylation; phospholipid metabolic process; signal transduction
Molecular function (GO): phosphatidate phosphatase activity
Source: RefSeq, a predicted model, not a curated record